Molecule: messenger RNA, 448 nt
Organism: Brassica oleracea var. oleracea
Lineage: Eukaryota; Viridiplantae; Streptophyta; Magnoliopsida; Brassicales; Brassicaceae
Exons: 2
Coding region: 54-374 (106 amino acids)
Cellular component (GO): cytoplasm
Source: RefSeq, a predicted model, not a curated record
ACGAUAUUGUACUGCCCCAUGAACUCAAACCUUUCGCAAAACGAGCUUCGAUAAUGGCAGCAAUCGACUAUAUAGUAUGCAAGGAGAGUGAUGUGUUCAUGGCAUCUCAUGGAGGAAACAUGGGCUGCGCAAUUCAGGGUCACAGAGCUUAUGAAGGACAUAAGAAGCUUAUAACACCAAACAAAAGGCAAAUGCUCCCAUACUUUUUGAACAAAACAAUGACUGAGACAGAGUCUGAGAAGAUGAUGAAGAAAUUUCACAGUCAAUCUCUAGGACAGCGAGAAAUAAGGGUUAGCAGAGCUGGAAGAGAUGUUACAAAGUAUCCUGUUCCUGAGUGUAUGUGCAUUAAUAAUCAAACCACUCGAACUAUUUAAAACCUUUUUUUUUGUUGUUGCACAUACGAUUAUUAUCUUAAAUAAAAGGGUAAUAACAUGCUCUUCUUACUACA